Molecule: messenger RNA, 1035 nt
Organism: Halichondria panicea
Lineage: Eukaryota; Metazoa; Porifera; Demospongiae; Suberitida; Halichondriidae
Product: DCN1-like protein 1
Exons: 7
Coding region: 140-916 (258 amino acids)
Biological process (GO): protein neddylation
Cellular component (GO): ubiquitin ligase complex
Molecular function (GO): cullin family protein binding; ubiquitin conjugating enzyme binding; ubiquitin-like protein binding
Source: RefSeq, a predicted model, not a curated record
GUACAGCUUCUUGCUAGAGUGAGUCAGCAGCUUUGGGUUGAGCUCAUCCAGGAGGCUGUGGGAUCACACUGUUCUCCUUCAUCAUCUGUAUUCCUUUCCCUGUACUGUGUAAAAUUAAUGUUGAGUAUUGUACAUUAAAAUGCACAAACUGAAGCAGUCGCAAGUGUCCAAAGUGCGGCAGUUUGUCUCCAUCACGGGCACAGAUGAGCCGACUGCCACAAACUGUCUCUCCCAGAGCAACUGGCGAUUAGACCUAGCCACUGACAACUUCUACCAGGACCCAAUGCGCUACUUUGUGGAACCUCCCCGAGCCGCAGUUGAAAAAAAGAAACUGGAUUCUCUCUUCAACAAGUACAGGAAUUCCAUUGAGGAGGACAAGAUGCUUGCCGAGGGAGUGAGCAGGUUUUGUGAGGAUGCCAAUCUGGACCCCACCGGACUGACAGUGCUGAUUGUGGCGUGGAGGUUCAAGGCUGCCACUCAAUGCGAGUUCUCUAGAAAAGAGUUUGUAGAGGGAAUGACUGACCUAGGAUGUGAUACAAUGGACAAAUUGAGGAAGAAAAGUGAAUCGUUAGAACGAGAGAUACGAGACCAAUCAAAAUUUAAAGACUUCUACCAAUUCACUUUCUCCUUUGCAAAGAAUCCAGGACAAAAAGGACUAGAUUUGGAAAUGGCCAUAGCUUAUUGGAACAUUGUUUUGAAAGGAAAAUUCAAGUUUCUUGACUUGUGGUGUACAUUUUUACAGGAACAUCACAAACGUUCCAUCCCCAAAGACACUUGGAACUUACUGCUAGACUUUGCCACUACAGUUGAUGAGCAACUGACCAACUAUGAUGAAGAAGGUGCCUGGCCAGUGCUUAUUGAUGACUUUGUGGAGUAUGCAAGACCAGUAAUCAGCUCUCGAAUGAGUACAGUAUAGCCCUACCCCUCCUAGCUCUUCAUUGGAGUGAUGUAUAAUAAAUUAAUUAUUAUAUUAAAUUAAUUAUGUAUUAUUGUUGACUUUUGAGUUGAUUUUUUUAUGAAAAUUGAACAAAUUAA